GCUCCAAGAUGGCGGCCCCCAUGGUGCGGCGCGGGAUGUUUCUGGCCAGGAAGGUGGCUCUGCCUUGGCUGUGGCAGGCAGGUGAGCGGCACCUGCUUUCUGCAGCGUACGUGGACAGCCGCCAGUGGGAAGCAAGAGAGAAAGAAGACUGCCACCUGGCUGAUCUCGCAUCUUUGAUGGAUAAAACGUACGAGAGGAAGUUGCCAGUGAGCUCUUUAACAAUAUCCCGGUUUGUGGACAACAUUUCCUCCCGAGAAGAGGUGGACCACGCGGAGUAUUACCUGUACAAAUUCCGACACAGCCCCAACUGCUGGUACCUGAGGGAUUGGACCAUCCACUCCUGGAUUAGGCAGUGUCUCAAGUACGGUGCAGAAGACAAAGCCUUGCACACCGUGGUGAAUAAGGUUCAAUAUGGAAUUUUUCCAGAUAACUUUACAUUCAAUUUAUUGUUGGAUACUUUCAUAAAGAGAGAAAAUUACAAAGAUGCUUUGUCUGUGGUUUUUGAGGUCAUGUUGCAAGAAGCCUUCGAAGCACCUUCCACCCAGCUUCUGUCCCUCUAUGUUUUGUACCAGUGCCUGGCAAAGAAGACGGCCUUGACUUGGGAAGAGGAGAGGAACUUCGGCGCAUCCCUGUUACUUCCGGGCCUCAAGCAGCAGAACUCAGUGGGUCUCAGUUCCCAGUUAUACGGCUACGCACUUCUUGGCAAGGUGGAGUUGCAGCGAGGGCUGCGGGCCGUGUACCACAACAUGCCCCUGAUAUGGAAGCCAGGCUACCUUGACCGAGCCCUGCAGGUGAUGGCGAUGGUGGCCUCCUCCCCUGGAGACACCAAGCUGAGCAGAGAAGCGCUCGAGGUGCUGGACACGGUGCUGAAGGCCGUGACUUCUCCAGCCGCCGAGGCCGCCGAGGAGCAGCCCCAGGAAAGUGACGACAAGCUGGGCCCUGUCCAGCUGGCGGAGCACAUGGACAUUGAGGAGACCGAGCAGUCCAAGCUUCCCCAGUACCUGGAACAGUUUAAGGCUUUGCAGUCCAAGCUUCAGGCUCUGGGCAGGGUGCAGUCAGAAAGCCUUCUGACUCUGACCACCCAGCUUGUGCAGGAGCAGCUGCCCACCUGCGAAGCCGAGGACCUGGCCACCUACGCGCGCAAGCAGCAGCAGUGGCAACAGGAGCGGGUGCAGCUGAUCCAGAGGGAGCAGCAGCAGAGGGAGACGGCGAGAAAGGAGCACCAGGCCCGGCAAGCAGCCAAGGCCUCGGGGUCCCUGGAGCCCCAGCAGCAGGGGGCGGCAGCCACUCCUGCUCUGAGAGCAGACGCGUGAGGUACAGAAACCAUCAUGUUCACGGUCAGCAGGCUGGGACUGCCCGUCCACAGGCCGGGAAGGGCGAGAGACUGGAAAUGGCAGCGCUGGCUCUGGACCCCCAGGGAACUCCUGGGACACAGUAGCACCCAGCACUGGUGAAGGAGAAGCUCUAACUGCGAGGUGGCCCUUCAUCAGACCAGGGUCCCCCGAGAGCCGGCUGGGGGGCUCCCAGCAGCCCACACUCUGCCUUCCUCUGGCCUCACCUUCCCAGGCCUGGGCUGGGAGAAGUUUAGGAGCAAACCCGAGUGUAAGCCCUGUGGAUUUCAGAUUGCACCCUCCAUCCUGUCUGAGGGUGGGGGAAAGCCAGUGCCCCUUCACCACGUCGGGGUCACCUUUUCCAAAGCUUUCUCACAGAUCCGUGAAAUGAGCCAUAAGUACACAGGCACACAGCCUGCGCACGCCUGUGCUGCGGAAAGCAAGGGUGAGCAGGGCCGGAGAGGGCCUCCGUGCAGCUGCUCGCUGCCUGACGUUGCCUGCCCGGUGUCUUUGGCCUGUGCUCUUCUGUCAAGAACCUGUGGAAAUAAAUGUGCUGGCGUUGU
Molecule: messenger RNA, 1894 nt
Organism: Ochotona curzoniae (black-lipped pika)
Lineage: Eukaryota; Metazoa; Chordata; Mammalia; Lagomorpha; Ochotonidae
Gene: MRPS27
Product: mitochondrial ribosomal protein S27
Exons: 11
Coding region: 9-1313 (434 amino acids)
Cellular component (GO): mitochondrion
Molecular function (GO): protein binding
Source: RefSeq, a predicted model, not a curated record